CUUAGAAAUUGGGAAUAUGGUGUAUGUUAUAUAUAGCCAUCCAGUUUAAUAUCAAGUUAAUAUCAAGUUAGCUGGAAUCUGGAUUGCUGCAAAGAUGUAGGCCAAUGGCCAAUAACAAAAAAGGUGGAGGGGAAUUUACAAUUUUAUUUUUUCUUGAAUCGCUAAAUCGCAAGUGUAAUCGCAAAAUGAUCGCAAAUCGCAAGUAAGUAAAAUUCAAUGGCUACAGAACGUUCUAAAAAAGAUCUCCAACGAAAUUCAGCACUUAGAAAAUGUUUUCAAGCACUUGUAGAUCGAAAGCAAGUAAAUAUAACUAUGGAUACUAUAAAAUUAAUGUUAAAACACGAACUCCAAAUAAACUUGGAUGCUUUCGAUGAAAAUCUACAAAACGUUUUACCAUUUAUGCUUAUUGUGAACAUUCGUAACUGGCCAGGUUGGCAAAAAAGUAAGGAAUAUUAUAGUGGAAAAUUAAAUUUUCGUGAAUGGUUCCUUAAAUUUCGACAAUAUAUUAUUCUCAGAUUGAGCUUCAUAAUAAAGAAUGGAUAUAAAGAAGUGAUGGAUGAAAUUCAUAGAGAACAGCCAGAAGAAAAAAAUAAGUCUUUAAUUGAAAGAGGUACCCAGACUGAUCACUUAACACCAAAAGAAGAGGCACCUUUUUGUAUAACUAUAGAGUGUUCACCAAAAAUAUUGAGUUCACUAGUUUUUAUUGACAGAGCAGGUGAUAUAAUCCUAAGCCACCACACAGACAAUCAAAAAGUGGUACCCUCUUUUAGACAACUUAUAAAUUGGCCUCAUGUAGGCGUUUUCUUUAUGAGUGCUGACUUGUCUUUUAAAAGAUUUAAUCGGCCUGAAGUUUGCAGAUUUUUAAAUCUCGGCUUUAAUAGGAUUAAAUUAGAUAAAUCAAAUUUCAUUGAGGACAUUAAGAUUGUUAAUCCUACUCUUCCUCAAAAGAGUUACAGCCUCACUUUACUCUGGGCCUAUACUUAUCAGUUAAUGGAAUUACUAAGACAGUUUGAAAAAGACAUAAAUUCUAAACAUCUCGACCAUAUAGAAAUUGUGUUAGAAGAAUUUUUUAAAGACGUCUACGAAUGGGAAUUAAAUAAUUCGGUUGCUUCAAAUACUUCAGUACUUUUUAACAUUGGACAUUCUAGUUUUAUAAGAAGCAAAAGAGCGAUGAUGGAAAAGAAUACCUUCCACAGAGGUAUAUCACCUGAAAUAAUAUAUUCUGAGACAUUCGUCCCAAAAAUGGAGACUGAACUGACCUAUUUCACAGAUACCCAAACACCUUCAACAAGUGAUAUCUCGUUUGUUUUUCUCGACACCUUAAAAAAGGAACUAGAAGCAGGAACUGUGGAUCCUAAAAUUAAAGUUCCUAGACUCACAUAUAGCUGCCUUUUUUGUCAUAUUACGUUUAAUAAUGAUGUAGAUAUAUUGCAGCAUAUAAUAUCGGAACAUGAUUCAGAACCAAAUCUAGUUUGUCAGAAGUGUCAAAAGCCUUCUAAUAUGAAUUCGUUAGCGAGAGUUAGGUGGAAACAUGUUUGUGGUAAAAAGAAUUAGUAGUUUAAGCUGAAGAUUAAAUAAUUGUAGGAAAAAGAACUAAUACUAUUUUAUUGUAAAAUAGAUUAUUACUUAAGUAAAAAAUACAUAAAUGGAGCUAACUGCUAAACCUGAGCCAAUUUUAAUAAAUUAUAACCAU
This is a messenger RNA of Psylliodes chrysocephalus, 1693 nucleotides long. Lineage: Eukaryota; Metazoa; Arthropoda; Insecta; Coleoptera; Chrysomelidae. The record is from the annotation of a GenBank genome assembly.